AUGUCACGUACUCGUGGAAAACAAGUAGUGUCUAUCCGUGGCAUUUUUGGGCGAAAAGUUGCACAGAAAGAUGCUUCUGUCCGUAAACCUGCCGCCUAUUACAACAUGAGAAGCCGGAAGUAUCCUCCUCCACAGAAGUCAAGUGGUUCCAAAGUCUCAAAGGGCCCGAAACGGUUCACAUCGAUCCAGUUCGGACGUCGCAACCUGAAAGGCGCAGACUCAUCAAUGACUAUCAGCAGUGGUACCUCUGGUUCAGACGGACAGCGUCUCCUCCAUGACUUCGUUGACUCCAUCAACACCACACACUCCCAAAUCGAAGAGGAUAUUUCUAAAUCGCUGGUAGAAGCAGAGAGAGCGUUAGAGAAGCGAGUCGCGCAGACAAUCUCGGAACACGACGAGAAACUUGAGCUUUCGCGCGCUACGCGUGCUGCUAUCUUCUCCCCCCUGGAGCCAGAAUCUCUGAAGAGUGCAGCUUCCCUAGCUAAAAGCAAGGAUAAAAUCCAUCUCGCCGACGUUUGCAAUAUACUCAGCCCUACCGAAAAGGCUCUGAAGGGCCACUGGAAGGCAUGGGCCAAAACCCAGCAGAAAAUUGCCUGCUUGGCGGUUGAGAUACUCGGCCCUGAAUCCGUGGCUCUCCCACGACCUACGAGAGAGGCCAUGGGUUCGGGGGCAUUUAAGAAGAGACUCGCCAGCGCGGCUGAUGCGUUCGAGAAGCAGGAAUCCGUAGAGCUAAAGAUGUUGGCAGAUGUGCAGAAAUGUAGGGAUGAUAUCGCCUGCCUGGCAGGGGAGAUGAGGAAACAGGUUACCGCUCAGGAAAAGAAAUCGCGAGACGGCAAACGGAAGCAGAGAGAAGAAAUCUGCCAACUGGCUAGGAAGAUGAUUGCGAAUAUAUGA
Molecule: messenger RNA, 894 nt
Organism: Blastomyces dermatitidis ER-3
Lineage: Eukaryota; Fungi; Ascomycota; Eurotiomycetes; Onygenales; Ajellomycetaceae
Exons: 3
Coding region: 1-894 (297 amino acids)
Source: RefSeq, a predicted model, not a curated record